Molecule: messenger RNA, 693 nt
Organism: Anisakis simplex (herring worm)
Lineage: Eukaryota; Metazoa; Nematoda; Chromadorea; Rhabditida; Anisakidae
Source: the annotation of a GenBank genome assembly
AUGGCUCUGCGUGGUCAGUUCGAUGCGAAUGAUGAUGUUGGCGUCUUUUGCAAGCUCACAAACGCAUAUUGCCUUGUUGGUAUUGGAGCUUCAGAGAACUUCUACAGUAUGGUGGAAGGUGAAUUAGCAGAUGUGAUACCAGUGGUGCAUUGUUCCAUCUCAGGGCUGCGUAUUGUUGGUCGUGUAACUGUUGGCAACAGACAUGGUUUACUUGUGCCGAACGCAACUACAGAUCAGGAACUGCAGCACCUUAGAAAUAGUUUGCCAGAUUCAGUUCAAAUCAGAAGAAUUGAUGAGAGGUUAUCAGCUCUGGGUAACGUUAUUGCAUGUAAUGAUCACGUUGCUAUUGUGCACGCGGAAAUCUCAUCUGAAACUGAACAGGUUGGAACUUAUUCCGCUCUGAAUUCAAAAGGAGCACUAGUCCCAGCCAAAACUCCUCCAGAAACUCAAAGAGAAAUAGCUGCUCUGUUGCAAAUCCCAGUUGUUGCUGGUACAGUUAAUAGAGGAAUCGAGUUGAUAGGUGCAGGUUUGUGUGUGAACGAUUGGAUCGCGAUCACAGGCCUUAAAACCACCAGUACGGAGUUAUCAGUCAUUGAGUCAAUAUUCAAAUUAACUGAUUAUCAGCAUAAUGAAGCUUCUUCAUCAGCCAUCACAAACGAACUUCGUGAAACACUCAUAGAAAGUCUUAUUUGA